AGGACUGGGGGGGAUGGAGGAUUAUUGGGAGAUACUGGAAGCACUUGGGGCACUCGGGGCUGGACACUGGGCCCAGAACUCACUCCCCGCACUCCCGAACCGCCCCGGAGUCCCCAAACGACGCUCCGGACUCCGCUCCGGACGGCCCCAGGCCGCCCCCGGGCAGGACGCGCCCCGGGCAGGACGCGCGCCGUCCGUUCCAAGCGGCCCAGCUCCGCUGUGGCGGGAGAGGAGGCCGCGCCCCCUCCGCGCCUCACAAACGGAACCGCCGCGGCGGGAACGGAGCGCGGUGAGAGCGGAGCGGCGGCGGGGGGAGAACGAGGGGCUUGGGGGAGAGAACGCUGGGAAUCCGGGCAAGCCCUUGUGUCCCAGCAGUGACCCCAUUUCCCUACGGGAUUUUCUGCCCCGAUGGCGACAGACGAGCGGGCAACGCUGCUGGAUGUGCACCGGGCGCUCUCGGAAGAGCAGUUCCAGAACCUGAAGUACCUACUGGAAAGCAAAAUUCCUGCCGGGCUUGUGCUCCAGGCAUCGCGCCCCGAGUUGUGCCGGAUCCUCCUCCAGCGCUUCCCGGGGAAUUCCCUGCAUGUGACCGCCGGGAUCCUGCGGCAGAUCGGCCGCCUUGACCUCAUCCAGCGCUUCCAGCUGCCCCUGGAAGAGCAAAUCCUGGAGGAAACGCCCAGGGAACCUAAUGGGGACACCCCCAACGUGACGGGGGACCCCACUUCAGGACAUCAUCCUGGAGGGAUUCCAGCUCCACCCGUGAAUCCCCGACGCUUGACAGAGAAGGAUUUGAUGACAGUCGCCCGAAGAUUGGGAAGAGAGUGGCAGGAGGUGGGAAUUCUGCAUCUAGGGCUGGAGCGGAGCCGGUUAGAGCAGAUCCAGGAGGAAAAUCCGAACAAUUCCAUCCUGUGGAGUUUCGAGAUGCUGCGGGAUUGGCAGCGGCGGCAGCGACAUGAAGCCACGGUGUCCCAGCUCCUAGCCUGCCUUGAGCAUGCGCGUCUUGAUCCCGAAAUCCUCGACUUCCUCCGGAGCCUCCAGGGGAAUUGAGGGACUCCCAAACUCCAUUUCUGGGGGAGGGGAGUGUGAUGUCAAAUUCAUAUAAAAUUGGGACCAUUAAAUGCUGUUUUAUUCCAUGAGUGUGGAGUUUUAGGAUGAAGCACCGAGAACAUCCAUCUUUACUCCUGAUUUAAAGAUCCCAGAAAGAAGUCCAGGCUCUGCUCCACUUCCUCAGGGAUGGACGCAGCAGGUUUUGCAGUACUCUCCCAAGAGUUUUUCAAGUACUAACAGAUCCUCUUCCCUACAAAUUCCAACCUCUAGAGCUUCAAGAAGUCAUGGGAAUGUCAGGAGAGUCACAAGGCCACAACAUCCUGAGCCCAGAAUCCACAAACUCCUCUGGAGCUUCCAGGGGAAUUAAGGGACCCCCUACACCCCAAACCCUAUUUUGAGGGUGGGGUUAUACCAAAUUAUUAUCGGAUCAGGACCAUUAAAUGUUGUUUUAUUCCAUAA
Camarhynchus parvulus is the source of this 1506-nucleotide messenger RNA. RefSeq lists its product as uncharacterized. NCBI's taxonomy places the organism in Eukaryota, Metazoa, Chordata, Aves, Passeriformes, Thraupidae. Gene Ontology annotation, biological process: signal transduction; regulation of apoptotic process. The transcript is spliced from 2 exons. The record is from RefSeq and is a predicted model, not a curated record. Bases 409 to 1047 code for a protein of 212 amino acids. Gene Ontology annotation, molecular function: protein binding.